Molecule: messenger RNA, 1777 nt
Organism: Fundulus heteroclitus (mummichog)
Lineage: Eukaryota; Metazoa; Chordata; Actinopteri; Cyprinodontiformes; Fundulidae
Product: adhesion G protein-coupled receptor F5-like
Exons: 7
Coding region: 89-1777 (562 amino acids)
Biological process (GO): G protein-coupled receptor signaling pathway; cell surface receptor signaling pathway
Cellular component (GO): membrane
Molecular function (GO): G protein-coupled receptor activity
Source: RefSeq, a predicted model, not a curated record
AACGAAGAUCAAAGAAUUACUUACUGAUUCAGUGGAUCUGAAAGAACAAGAGAUUCAGGCAUUUACAACAAAUCUAAGUAAGGCUGUCAUGGAUGAAAAAGAGGAAAUUUCUAAAUCUUCAGCAACAAUAUCAGCUAUUGUUAAUAUAUUAGAUAAAAUCUCAAGUGUUUCAAAAGAAGUCGAUAAAGAUGUCAUGCAGAAUGUGCUAGAUACUGUUGACAUCAUCAUUAGUGAUGACGCAAAAGAGUCCUGGGACUUUCUGAACACGAAUCAAACCCAAAAUUCCAGCUCUCAACUUCUGGGUUCACUGGAGACAAUCUCUGACAAAUUGACUGGAAAAUUAGAUUUAAUUACUCAACGGAUCAAGCUGGACAGAACUGAAUUCAGCAAUUCUUUGAUUUCCAACACUAACAGCAAUGCAACCAAACCUGAAAAUACCAUCAAUGCUGCUGUUCUGCUUGUCAAAAUAAACGAAACAAUUCGCAACGUCACCUUAAGCUACAACAAGCUCAAUACCACCCUGGAACUGAACCCACAGUGUGUCUUCUGGAAUUUUAACCUCUUAGAUAAACGUGGUGCCUGGGAUGAUGAGGGCUGUAAGUUUGUUUCAGACAUAAAUGAUACUGUAACCUGCACCUGCAACCACCUCACCUCUUUCUCAAUUCUGAUGUCAACUGAUAUUCCUGAAUCAAUCAGAAUAUUACUGGAUAUAAUGACUUAUAUUGGAGUUGGGAUAUCAAUGAUCAGCCUACUUAUUUGUCUCCUUAUUGAAGGAAUUGUAUGGAGAGCCCUAACCAAAAAUAGCACUGCCUUCAUGCGCCAUGUUGCCAUUGUUAACACGGCACUGUCCCUGCUGAUUGCUGAUAUCUGUUUCAUCAUUGGAGCCUCUAUUGCAAAGAACCCAAAAGAAAACCCAGAUGAGGACUACUAUAAAGUGCCAGUGGGACCGUGUAGUGCAGCAACCUUUUUCAUGCACUUUUUCUAUCUUGCCAUGUUCUUUUGGAUGUUUGUUUCAAGCCUCCUGCUCUUAUAUCGAACAGUCAUGGUCUUCUCCCAAAUGUCCAAAUGGGCCAUGUUUGCUAUUGGCUUAACUGUGGGAUAUGUUUGCCCUCUGAUUAUAGCUGUUACUACAGUUGCUGCCACUGCACCUGGGAAUGGAUACGUGAGGGAAGAUCAGGCUUGUUGGCUAAACUGGACUAAGACUAUGGCCCUCUUGGCCUUAGUGAUCCCUGCCUUGACCAUAGUUGUGUUCAAUAUUUUAGUAAUAAUUGUGGUCUUGUACAAGAUGCUGAGAAGAAGAAGUACGGGAAACACAGCCCAGGCAGAUGAAAAACACGCCUUGGUAGUCAUUAUCAGAUGUGUGGCUAUACUAACUCCUUUAUUUGGACUGACCUGGUGUUUGGGAAUUGGAACCAUGUUGGACCCAACAAAUGCAGGGAUUCAUAUUGCAUUUGCUUUCUUCAAUUCACUCCAGGGUUUCUUUAUUUUAGUGUUUGGGACAUUAUUUGACUCCAAGAGAGAUGUGAAUGAAGUAGUGAGAACAUGGAAUACCCACUAUAUCAGACCAAAACCUGGACAAGAAGUUGCUGGAGGUCGACCCAUCCUCAUGUACACAGUCCCUCAGGAGUAUGAUGCUGAGGACUGUCUUAAAACAGUAGACAUGGAGGAGGUUGCGGUAUUAAAGGAGGAGUGCACACCCAAGAGGUUCACCCCGGUCAACGAGAGGGUGGCCUCCUUCCGCAUUCAUGUGGGGGGACAGGUUCUGACUGUUGUUUGA